AUGAAUUCAUCUGAAGUAUCUCAGAAUAUUUGUUCUAAUACAUCAAAUGUAAUAUAUUCUGACCAAUAUCCAACAACUAGCAUGAAUCGAAAAAGAAAUAAAGAUAAUCCAAUUGGGGAAAAACAAGGUGGUCGUAAACGUGCAGCAUUAAAACGACAUAAACUUAUUGAGCGAAAUCGACGUAUGGUAUGGUCAAAACAUAUGAAAGAAUUAUCAGCAUUAAUUAAACAACAAUAUAUUACAAAAUCAUCAAAAAUUUCUCAAGUAAAUUUACUAAAAAUUGCUGGCGAUUUAUUAAAUAAUAUUAAUUUACGUUAUGAAAAUGAAUCUGUAUUACCAUCAUAUUUAACUAAAGAUGAAAAUCAUUUUUUAAAUGUUGAAGUAAGUAAUUCAUUUUUAUUUAUGACAACUAUGGAAUCAUCAUUAUAUCGUAUAAUACAUGUAACUGAUUCUAUUGAUCGAGUACUUCAUAUAACAUCGGAAAAAUGGCUUGACCAUGAUCUACUUUCAUUCAUUCAUUCAGAUGAUUUAUCUCAAGUUCAAAACCAAUUAAUAUCAUUAACUAAUGAUACUACUCGAAAAUUUUCUGUUAAAUGUCGAAUAAAACAAGGAAAUGAUUCAUAUUCAUCCGUUAUUAUUAAUGGUAUGAUAAAACAAGUUGAUCAAUUCUUAAAACCUGUAUCAAAAAAUGAACAAGGAUAUUCUGUUUUUAUUGGUAUCUGUUAUUUACCUUUAAUAAAUGAAUAUAGUGAGAAAAAUAUGUGUCUUUACAAAAAUCCACAAUCAUCGAUAUUCUCUUGUCGAUGUUCACCAAAUGAUUGGAAAAUUUUUCUUAUUGACCACUCAAGAACAACGUUUCCAUUGACAUCAAUGGAUAUAUUUUACAAUAAAUCAAUUCUGGAUUUUAUCUAUAUUGAUGAUCAGUUGUAUUUUUAUCAAACAUUGUUAAAGGUAAUUUCAGCAUCAACACAUGAUUUAAUACCAUGUCGUUUUCUACAUGCACCAAUGCUAGUUGAAAUAAAAUCAUUUAUCAAUCCAAGUAAUCAACAAAUUGAUUUUAUUGAAUUAAUAUUUGAAAGUAUAAACUCACUAAACAAGAUAAGAUUUUAA
Messenger RNA from Adineta steineri, 1110 nucleotides. NCBI's taxonomy places the organism in Eukaryota, Metazoa, Rotifera, Eurotatoria, Adinetida, Adinetidae. The record is from the annotation of a GenBank genome assembly.